AAAAUCCUCGAAAUCUCUCAUCACAUUCCCGUGUCAUCGAUGCUUAUCAAGAACUGACUUUUACGACCCGUCCAUCUCGUGCAGAGAGAGAGAGAGAGGGAGAGAGUGCGAGAGAGAGAACGAACGAGAGAGAGCGAGAGAGGGAGAGAAUGUCCAGAUCGUUACCAUACGAGACCGUGAAAAACCACGUCGUGCGGCCUUGCUGAUGACUUCCGGUAUGCCAGCGCAUCCGGCACGCGAACCUGUUGAUACGUUUACAACGAGGGUGCAAGUACCCCGACACUGCGGUAGAACGCGCAGGUCUGACAAAACGGAUCCCAAAGGCAUGGCCAGCAGCACGGAGGAUUACGGAUCGGAAUUACAGGAGCUGCAGUGGGGCGGGGGUGGGGGGUCCCACUUCCUGCGUAGCGGUUCCCACUUCCUGAGGAGCGGAACAGGCGGUUGUUACGAAGCCGAGGAUUUGGAGCCGACGAGCAGGCACCAUGGCAGCCAGCACAGGGGAUAUUACAGCCCUCCCGGCACGAGUUACACGAUCGUCGAGAGGCCGCCGAGUGCCCCUCACCACCAUUCGUCCCACACCACCCCGUACAGGCAUAGGGGGCACGCCACAGCAGGAUCUGGCGCCAUCUCGCCUGAGCAGGUGCUUAGACUUUUCGGAAACGGUGUUUCGGAGCGUCGACAGGGGGACAGAAGGACACCGGCCUCCUCGCCUGCGAGCGUUGCCGCGGUGAGAAGCACUCCAUCCUCCACGUCCCAGCAACAGCAGCAAUCCCAGCAAUCGCAGCAAUCGCAGCCGAACCCGGCCAAUCCCCCGACCUCGCCGAGCUCCCAGCCCCUCAGCCUUCAGGAACUCACCGUAAGGACAAUCACCAUGACGAGAGAUCCGCCGGACUCUCAUGGCUUUGGGAUCUGCGUGAAGGGUGGCAAGGACGCAGGUGAGAUCCGAAGUACCUUCAGGCUACCUCCAUCGCCGUACUUCGCGCCUCAAGAUCGAGGGGUGGGUGUCUACAUUUCGAGGGUGGAGGAGGGUUCGGUGGCCGAACGUGCUGGACUCAGGCCAGGAGACACCAUCUUGGAGGUGAACGGCACACCCUUCCGGGCGGUGACCCACGAGGAGGCCCUCAAAAUGCUGAAGUCGUGCAGAACGUUGAGCAUGACCGUACGAGGUCCAGCGUUGGAUCCACGAUGCAGAGGUGGGCAUCCUGUCUGGUCAUCUUCCGGUCGACAGCAGUCCUGCAGCUGGAUCGACCGUCAAGGUCGUCCAACCUCGCCACCGCCGCUUUAUCCACCUAGGGACCCUAGGUACGGACCAAGGACGAGAAAGGUCGAGCUCUGCAUCGAGCCUGGCCAGUCUCUCGGCUUGAUGAUCAGGGGCGGCCUCGAAUACGGCCUUGGGAUUUAUGUGACAGGGGUCGACAAGGACAGCGUGGCCGAUCGGGCUGGACUUUUGGUAGGUGAUCAGAUCAUCGAAGUGAAUGGGCAGAGUUUCGAGGAGGCGACCCACGACGAGGCAGUAGAAAUAUUGAAGACGAACAAAAGGAUGACACUCCUGAUUCGCGAUGUGGGAAAAGUGCCACACUCUUGCACCACGAGCCAGCCUAUCGUCGUACCGACGACUAGAUACCCUGAACACGAUCCUCUGCUCUUGGAGAGCCCUGGAAACCAUCGACCACCGAGUCCUACUAUCGCGAGCGAUUGGAGGCACAGAAACGUGCACAUGGUUUCUGCCGCGACUGCCGCGAUGGUGGAGGAAAAAGCGAGGGUGGUCCUCGCGAGGAGCGAGAGGGCCGCCCUUUCUCAGCUUCUGGCCGACUACAGGACGCGUCGAAUGACGAUCGAGGAGCUGGUUGUCAGUUUAGGCGACCUGCUCAACACACACGAGAAAUUGACUCUGCUUACCGAGCUCAGGGAACUCGUCGACAGCAAAGACAGAGCUGCCUUCGACGAUUUGGUUUACAGGCCUCGAGUAGCCAGGAGAAAAGGUGAUCGUGCCCAUUCGGAUUUAAUAGUGACGCCAUCCCUUCACGAUCUUCCGAGGGGUGUGUCCGGUGGUUGUUGCCGUCCGGGACGACUGGUGGACGUCGAGGGAGAUCCUCUAGGAGUGACAGGACCUCUCCUGCCAAGGGAUAACCAGGAAUAUAGAUCACCCAGCGAGGACAGCGGUCUCGGGGCCGACAUGCCCAGGACCAGAGGUGGGUGCAGGAGGACGCCGCAGCACCAAGUGACCACUUCCGAUCUCGCCCUCUCCAACGACGACGAGUGCGACAACCAGGAUUACGAGGACGAGUUGGAGAACGGGCGUGGACGUAGGCACAGCUCGCCAGGUGGCUCGAGGGGGAACCCGAGGGAUUACGGCCACCAUCAUCUUCAUCCGGACAAUUUGGAGAGCGACGGUGGUUGCGAUGGUAGCGACGCCGAGAUGAUCGGUAAUGGGAGACGCGGAGGCGGAACGGAAAGGGAUCGCGAUAUGGAGGAGGAUGAGGACGAAGGAAGGGAGGAAAGGAGCUCAGAGGGUGGAGGUGGUGGAGGUUUCGGUGGUUGGAGGUCCCACCUGCUCGGUGGGCUGACGCAACGUGUCAAAUCCUGGUACUGGGGCGCCAGGCCCCUCGAACUCGCGCACAAGCUCUCGCGGAGCUUCGACAUGCAGGAGGCUCAGCUCCUCGAGGAGGGUGGUUCUGGUGCCGCUACAGCGGGUGCUGGGGGUGCGGGUGGUCCGCCACGAAGGCAUCACAGCGCUCAGAGACUGGCCAGGAGCGAAAUAUCUGAAAGAAGGGAAGAGGACGGAGCUUUGGUGGUACCCGAUCACCAGGGCAACCUGAGGAUCACCGUGAAGAAGACCAAGUCGAUUUUGGGCAUUGCCAUCGAGGGCGGCGCCAAUACCAAACAUCCACUGCCCAGGAUCAUCAAUAUACACGAUAAUGGGGCAGCUUACGAGGCCGGUGGCCUCGAGGUCGGUCAACUGAUCCUAGAAGUCGAUGGACACAAAGUGGAAGGUCUCCAUCAUCAGGAGGUGGCAAGACUGAUCGCGGAGUCGUUCGCGAGGCGCGAUCGCAACGAGAUCGAGUUCCUGGUGGUCGAGGCGAAGAAGAGCAACCUGGAGCCGAAGCCGACAGCACUGAUAUUCCUGGAGGCGUAGCAGGAAUCUCCCACCUCCGAGCCGGAACCACCGUAGCCCAACCUGACCAGAGCUCGGCCCGCGACACACUUGGAGCGUCGUCGACGCUGAACCGACGUCACAAGAAGCUGAAGAGAUCGGUGAUGGACCAGGAAAUCGAUCAUCAAGCUCGUCAUCGAUCGACAACGAUGCGAAACGAAGAGAAAUCGACGAGAUGUAGGAGAAGGACGAGCUUGCUCUUCAUCUUCAUCGAACGCUCCCGAUUCGACGGUCGAGCUCUCAGUCAGGUGCUAAUCGAACCUGGCCUUGGUGGUGGGAAUUCUCGAGGAAGAACAAACAAGAGAGAGAAAAGAGAAAAAGAAAGAAAUUAAAAAGAAGCGAGCCACAUGGGGGAGGGGAGGGGGACAGAAAGAAGAUGUUGGGUAGCGAAUGAAACUUACGAUUAGCGAGUCAAUUGGAUGAUAAUUGAUCGUCGUGAUGAUCGCCUCUUUGUUGGCGAGGUAACGUUGAAAGCUUCUAUCCUUUUCCACGUGAAGCUGUAACGAGAGGCAGCUCCAUGACGUGAGACGAGAAUCGUGGAAUAAACAUGGAAGAUCCGAAGGAGACAAAACACAGGAGUACAAAAGAAAUAUACGGUUGAAAUAUGAGAUCUGAUAUAAAGGAAAGACGCUAUGAGUGCAAGGAUAACGUUGCAUGGGAGUUGGAAGAUUGACUGUGCCAAACUAUUAGGAUUGCUUCGCGUAUAUUAAUUACGAUACCUUUAAUCCUAACGAGAUUCGAUCAAAGACUCUCAACCAGAGACAGAAAAAAGGUUCACAAGUAUGAGGUACCAUUUGUGGGAUCCUGAGUGCUACGAACUUGUGCCAACACCUCACGACGACGGUGUUAUGGCUCGAAGCAGAACACGAUCACGAAGAAAAGUUUUCACGUGCACGAGUCGAACGUGCCACGAUUAUGAGAGACACGUGAGACACGGUGAUUCGCUGUUGACUAAAAUACGUUAUCGAAGAUCCUAUGGACGGUGUCGUCGGUCAGGAUUUUCGUCGAUCGAAUUCCUCGUUGGCUUAUUUAGCGGCGGUGAUGACAAUCGGUGUCGAGAAAAAAGAUUAUAAUUUCAAACGGAUCCAUAUAUACAUAUAUAUCUACGUACGUAUGUGUGUAUUUGGUGGUAUUGUCUCAAAUUUCAAGUUCUCGAUUAAAAAUAUUUUAUUUCGAAUGUUAAAUUUUAAGCCUGUUAGAACCUUCGACUACAGAUGCCCGAAACUCUAUUUUUGCACAUAACCUAGAUAAGCGUUAGUACGAAAGUAAGUGAACAGGCGGCGUUGCAUGCAAAGAUGGAGAGAACGAAAUCGACGAAAAUCCGAAUCGAGGAGAGGCAGAGACUAAACAUAGACUUAUUAUUGGGAAUUGUUGAGGCUUAACAAAAUAUAUUAUAUAUACACAUAUAUUAUAUGAUAAUAUUAUUGACUAUUGUAGUGGAAUUGCAAACUUGUACCUACCCGAUCGCACCUCGCUCGCCGACUUCCGGUCGCGCGGUCGGUUAUCGUGAAGAGCGCGCAGAAGGGAAAAACGGAGAGAGUAUUAUUCUACUAAGAAUAAUUGCGAUAAUAUUUUCAACGAAUUAAAAAAAAUAAUGAUAAAAAAUAAAAAAAAACGCGUAUUUAGCAAUGAGCCUGAUCGUUCGAAUUUUCGAGGGGUCGCGGACGAUCGCGGCAAAAAUUUGUCAAAAAUUUCUUCGUUCAAGUCGUGGUCCGAGGGAAGAAAAGAGGAAUAAUUUUCCACGAUGCGCGAAACUUUAAAUAAUCAUUCGCGAUAGUGGAAAUUGUUGUUGAAAGCGACGAUUCCUUUCUAUUCGAACCGUGCUCCACGCUCGGAAAACUCGAGCGCCCUGUAUUUUUCAUACAAAGAUAUUUCGACGCUUUUUCACUUCGUUCUCGUCGUGGAUCGAGCAUCGUUUGGACAUUUUUUACGAUGAAUCAGAGGAGAAGAGACUUUUCUAAACGAAUGCAAUUUGUAUCUUUAUUGUAUUCUCGAUCGAAUUUUUCGAUCGUGGCGCACGAUCGCGUCGAUUUCACCGCGUCGCUAAUUGGAAAAACGAGGAAGAUAAUUUAUUGCGAGUUAGUAGAGCGGUUCCUAUUAAUUUCAUUUAUUUAAAUAUUACAAUUUUUUCUAUCCAUCUCAGGAUGAAAAUGAUUCAUUCUUUUAGAGAUGGAAUUUUAUUUCGCUCGUUUCAUUGAAUAAGAACAAGAAAGUAGAAUUCGUACGUGGUUUGCGUUAAUGGAGAAGGGAAGAAAGUAGAAUUAAAUUUCAAAUUAAGUAGAAAGUUUGAUUUCCUACGAUAGAAAACAAAAAAAAAUAAAUAAAUAAAAAUAAGAGAAAAAAAGAAAAAAAGAAGAAAGGAAGAUCGGUUUCAGGAACUGGUUUGUUAAGAACAUGUUUCGCCAACUAUUUAAAUAACGUAAUUGUUACCGCAAUAAUUACAUUUACAUAAACGAGUAGUAGUAUUAAUAAUUAUCAAUUCGUGAGUAUAACGUAGCGAACGUUGUUGUAAAAGUAAAUGGUUAUACGUCUUGUUUAAUAUAUCUACCUGUUACCAAGUUAAAUGUAAUUUUACUAGUAGUGUGUAUAAGUUGGAUAUCGACGAGUCCACGAGUCGUUUUAUCGAAUAAAACCGAUGAUCGUCCGCGAUUUUGCUCGCUUUUAAAGAGGAAAAAAAGAAAAAAAGUAAAAAAAAAAACAAGAUAAAAAAGAAAAUAAAAAGGAGUAAAAAAAGAAAAAAUCGCGAAAAAAAUACCGUGCAAGCUUAAAUAGUUAUUAUCGCGUUUGUGUAACGGAACAGCAGAAUCGGAAGGCGAGCCGAUGAGAGGAAACGAGAGGCACCGGUGAUUCAAAGAUUCGAAGAAAAUUGCUUUCUUUCCAAUUUUUCAUAGUGUUAUUUAUGAAUGUGUUAUUUUACUUCUGGGACUUUUCCUUGAAAAAGAUUGUUCUGUCUCUUUGUUCUGAUUCUUUGUAAUUUCGAUUUUUUGAUUUUCAAUGAAAAAUUUUCAUUUCGUAAACGAUCAAAAUAUAUUAUCGAAUGAAAAUAACGUUAACUAUUCUUAAACGUUUGACUUGAAAGGGAAAAAAAUAUACAUUGAAUUUUUUAAUCGUUGGUGUAAAUUAACCGAGAGAAGAACGUUUCCAAACGGUGAUGUAUCUGGAUGCGUGUACAAUGCGUAUUCCGGUAAAUGUGCCAAAGAAUAAAAAAGGAGAAAAAUCAAGAAGAGAAAGAAGAAGAAACAUAAAAGUCAGAAAAGUUGUGUAAACGAUCGUAGAUGGGAAUCAUCGCGUGUGGACGAGCAGAGAAGAAACAAUUCAAAAAAGAAAAAGAAAGUGUUUCGUUGCUGAUGUGCACUUGAUUUGUUUUCUUCGUUAUUUUCUAGCACAAAAGUGCAAUUAUAACCGCUGUCUCGAGACGACUGUAAGAACGACAAAUGAGGAAGAAUAAAUAAAAGAAAAAGAAAAAAAAAACGAAGAAACGACGGACAGUAAACACGGCUGGCUGCUUUUCGAUUAACCGUACAUGCAAAACUAAAAAGAUACCUCGUGUAUUAAUGUUUCUUCCUGUUUUCGAAGCGAAUUUUUCUAACGCAGCAUCCGACGUCCCUGGGGAAAAAAAGAGAAACAAAGAAGAAAUAGAAAAAAAUAAAAAUAAAAAAAAAUCAGCGAAACAGUCAGGCCGACUCUGUCACAAUUAUAUUAAAAAGAAUAAGAUAAAGAUGAAAGAGUAGGAAGAUCAUGGAAAGUGGGGCGCGAAAAGAAGAAAAGGGGAUGAUAUUUUUGUAAAAAGCCUUCGAUGCAACGCAAUCACAGGAGCGAUUCGAAGAUCUCAGCUGACAUAUCCGACAAUGCCUUACCGCUUUGAAGAAACGAGAAGAAGAAACAUGAAUAAAGAAAAAGAAAGCGAACCGAUCAACCGAUCGAGGAAAAUCCCGCUUCAACUUCUCACAACUUGAUCAACUCCCUGUGGAAACGAAACGAGGAACCAGCGGCGAGCGAUUUUUUUUCCGAUCUCUCGAUUUUGCUUAACGAUCCGAUUCGACGUUGGUUAUAUUCUAUAUUUCUGGUCGAGGAGUUAUGUAAAACAGGAAAGUGGGGGAAAACUGGUUCUAUCGGUCUCGGUUCCGGAGAUGGAUAAAUUUUCGAGCGAUGAUCCACGCUCGAAUUUUCUAAAAUCGUUUUUUUUUUUUCUAAAUCGUUAUUAAGAAAAUUAUACGCCAUGUAUCGAUCCUCAAAGGAAAGGAUUUAUCGAGGUUUGUUUUCCUUCUCGCCGAUAAAAAUAAGCGGCAUUCCGGCUUGAAAAGAAUUCUCCAAGCUUCCUUAUUAAAAUUCGUCUAAGUUUAAGAAAUUUUGAAAGAAUAUUAUCUUUCUUUCUUUUUUUUAUUUCACCCCGAUAAAUUGAUACUUUCGAUUCAGAACGUUAUCGGUAAGUUUUUUUUUAUCGGAUUUGCAAUGUAUUCAAAAACAAGAAUGGAAAUGGAAAUGUUUAUCGUUUAAAGACUGCCAAACUGUUGCAAUUACCACGUACAUUUAACGGCUACGUCUUAUCUUGCACGAUGUAUUUUAUCUUGCUCAUGGUCGCUGAUCCCUCCCUCCGAUCCCAUCGAGGCAAGAAGAGAAAACAGCAAAAGUCGCUAGCUAUUUUUCCACUCCCAAGUUCCCUUUAUUCGUCUGGCAGACGGAAGUUUCGAACGUAAACGUGUCUCAAGGAAAACAGAAACUGUCGCUCUCGGUUGAUCGCUUUCCAAUUCUCGAAAAAGAGCAGCGAAAGAGAAAGGCAGAAUACGCAGCGUACCAACGAAGACCAUCGUGAUUCCCCUUCGAUUCCACGAUCUAUCGAUCUGUCUACCCAUCGAGUAUCGAUUAUUUUUUUUUUUAUUCGAUUCGACGAUAAUAAUUUUGAUGGAGAACGAAUUGGAGAUCAUGAUUUAAUGAAAAUGGAAUUAAAAUCGAGUGACGACGAUCGAUCACAAUAUUAACGACGACGAUUUUAUUCUCAGGGAAAAUCGGUUUCGUUACCGAUUUCCGGUAAAGCAGAUCGAACGUUCGCGCUUAAUCCAGCGUUGAUGUCUCCGCUCCAUAGUCCGUGCUCUUCUCGCCACUUUGAUGUUUUCUUUCUGUCCAAGUUUGACAAGUUCAGUUUGACAAAGAGGUAACGUUGCUCGAAUAUUUGGAAUUGAUCUUUUUAUCUCUUUUAAGAAGAAAAACGAAAUUAUUACAGCGAGGCUGAUAUCAAUAUUUGAUCAUUUGCUAGAAGAUUAAUAAUAAUUAUUACUUGAGAAUUACACUGUUCGGACUCGAUACAAACGAUCCCUCAAUUAUUCUUCCUUUCUUUUUUUUUUUUGUUUUACAAAAAAGAAGAUUUAACGAACUAGUUUCUGUGAAUAAAAUUACAUUACAUGUAUAAUUGUAUAUAAUUUAGUGAUAAACCAUCGCUAGAGAAAUAGAAAGAAAAUUAAUUCCAAAGAUUCAGACUCAACGUCCCCAACGGGCGAACAAGCCACGGAACAAUUAGUCGGCAAUCGAUUCGAAUCAAUUAGAGCUCGAAGGGGAAGCAAGAAAGAAAUCGAGCAAAACCAAUCGCGAUAGAUCGUAGAUGUAUCGAUUAGAGGAGAACACUUUAGACGAGACACAAACUGGGUCGCGUCCACGAGAACCCUGCAUUAUUUAAAAUAAUAGCGUUGGGCUCCGAUGAGGGCCUGUCACAAAAAAUUGCGCGUGUCGCGCUGCACAGAGAAGAAAGAGCGUCGUAAUCUAGAAAAGAGCGAUUUAUUUUUUCAACGAACAAACAGAAACAAAAGAAAGAGAGCGAGAGCGAGCGAGAGAGAGAGAGAGAGCGAGCGAGAGAAAGAGAGAGAGAGAGAGAGAGAAACGAAACGAGAAAUACACGGACUCGUAAUAACCACGUUAAACCUGUUCAGCUUUCGCACGUUCACCAUCCGCAAACUUGCUUUUUCUCGAUCGGCCAUUGGAACCGUGAGUGCGGGCGAGCAUUGAAAUCGAUCCUCUGCACCGAUCAUGGGGAUCCGAUCACGUGAUGAAAGGUGAGACACGGAUUUCGAACAGGGGAGGAAGCACGUGACUGCGUUCGAAACGAAGGAUUUCCUCCUUCUUGCGGCCGAUUCCGACGAGACAAAAAUGGGGGAAUUGAUCUCUUAGAGGAGGACGAGGAUCGUGGAUCUUGGAUAUUGUUUAGAGGAAGAACAGUUGCAAGAAGCUUGAGAAAUAAUAAUAGUUUUCUGUGAGUGAUCGACUUAGAAUAAGAAAUUAAUUUUACGUCGAAGUACAAACGAUUGAAUUAAAUGAUUGAUUCAUAUAUUCGAUUUCGUGGAAGCGAAAAUGAAUUGGAAACCGAGGAGGAAAUCGAGGAACAGAACAGAUACGAAGGAUAAAUUCUGAAUAAAGUUGUAAUUAUGGAAGAGUAUUAAAGAUUGGAAAGACUUUCUCUAAACUUUCUUAAACGUCGAACGCGGGAAAUAUCUCAUUGUCGUCGGAAUGAAAUUGAUCGUUGUUGUUUUGGUGAUGAAAAAAAUUUCGAGACGCAGAGGCUCGCCCAUUCACGGUGCCACCGCGAAAAGAAGAAGACUCGAACGACAAUCGAGUGGAUCUUUAGCUUAAGCUUCGUACACACCCUCGCAACAAAUCGUCGUGAAACGUGCGAGAAAAUGGAAUGGAAUGAGAAGACGUGGCAAGGAUUGAUUCAGCGCGCGCAGGAUUCGCGAGGCGAAAAUUAUCGAGGCGUGUCGCGAAGAAACGAAUCCGACUGUGCGGACUUGGCGGAUAAAAUCGCUGAUCGAAUUGUAAAUCAGAUGUAACUGUACUCGUAACGUUUCAAAGGAACACUCUGUACAUAAGCAAACCGCUCGUUCAUACCGCGUUUCAUAGAUCAUCCUUUUUGCAGCCGAUUUCGUACACCUUUUAGCCGACACGUAUACGACACGUAAAGAGAGAGAGAGAGAGAGAGAGAGAGAGAUUGAGAGAUUGAGAGAUUGAGAGAGAGAGAGAGAGAACAAUUCACACGCAUACAUACAGACACGCGCGCACACGUACAAAGCAUACACAAAGAAAUGUGACACACAAAAAAAACAUGAAGACAGAAACGACGUUCCAAUGGAUGAAAACGAUGUAGCACGUCGCGUUAAUUAACGAACCAUCGAUUAAUACGCUCAUCGUCGUGGAACGGAGAUAGAGAGGAGAUCGUAUGGAUGAAAUUGUUACACCAGUAACAUGUAUACAUUGAUACAUUAGAAGUAUACAGGGUGUAAAAGAAAUAUGUUCGAACGAUCUUAUCGGAUUGCUCGUUGUGCAACUGUUGUUUCAGGAAAAAUUAGAUUUCUAGGUUCGCUUUCUUUCAUUUAUUCUAGAAUGAAGAAAGAUUCUGCUAUAUAAAUCUGCUUGAAACAUUAAUUUUAAAUCGUCCGAAUAAAUUUUUCUUUUUUUUUUUUUUUUUUCUUAAACUUUCACUCGAGGAAAAUGAAACAGACGAAAUAGAAAUCUAAAUAAAAUUCUUCUUUAGAUUUUCUUAUUUAUUUCAUUCGUGGAUAGAGAUUAGAUUAUUCCUCGAAUCUUUUCUAAAAGCGUAUACAAUCAGAAUUUUGUUUGACUUUUAUAGGAUAGAAAUAAAGGAUUGUUGUUCGAUUUUUUACACCCUGUAUAAUGUAUAAUAAUUAUACGUGAGUAUAUACUACACACACGAUACAAUCACGGACACGUGUAGAAUAAAUGUAAAGAAACAAAGAAAAUUCAUCGUUUCUCCGAGUGCAACGCGCGCGAACGUAUUGUUUGAUUAUUGUUAUAUUGAACCGACGCUUUGUUCGAUUGUUAUUGUUCAUUAUUGUUAUAAUCAUUAUUAUCGUCAUUGGAUGUCGCGUGCAUGAUUGAUAAUCAUCGCCAGCCUGUCGAUUCUUCUUUUUGCGCCAUGUUAUAAUCAUUGCAUAUAAUAUAAUUGCGAUCGUAAAUAUUAUUAUUAUUAUUUUAUCGUUAUUAUUAUUAUUAUCGUUAUUAUUAUUAUUAUUAUUCUUGAUAACAUUAUUACCGUGACGAUGGCGAUUAUUAUUGUAAUUGAAUAAAAACAUUCACUACGA
Apis cerana (Asiatic honeybee) is the source of this 11238-nucleotide messenger RNA. RefSeq names its product whirlin protein dyschronic (gene dysc). Gene Ontology annotation, cellular component: cilium; stereocilia ankle link complex; plasma membrane. Lineage: Eukaryota; Metazoa; Arthropoda; Insecta; Hymenoptera; Apidae. The record is from RefSeq and is a predicted model, not a curated record. Gene Ontology annotation, molecular function: protein binding.